This is a messenger RNA of Lactuca saligna, 396 nucleotides long. The record is from the annotation of a GenBank genome assembly. Lineage: Eukaryota; Viridiplantae; Streptophyta; Magnoliopsida; Asterales; Asteraceae.
AUGGCGGUCUUAUGGUGGCAGAAGGGGCUAGCACCGGUAAUUUACCUUCGUCCUCCACUUAGUCGAAGUGAUCAAACCGAGAAGCAACAACAGAAACGAGAGAAGGAAAGGAUACAAGCAGAGGAAAAAAUGUCACCGAAAAGGAAACUGGAAAGGGGAAAUGAUUAUACGUCAAGAGCAGAUACUUUGAUAGAUGCAGUGAAGUCCAUGAUAUGGAAAGUGAGCCAUUCGUUGAGUACCCUUGAACUCAUUGACGAUUUGCAUAGACGUGGAAUAUCAUAUCAUUUUGUGGAUGACAUAAGUCAUCUCUUGGAUAUGAUUUACCACAAUUACUACCAAACUCAAGACAAGUGGGAUAGAAUGGAUCUAAAACUUAAAGCCCUUGUUUUAGAUUGA